Syngnathoides biaculeatus (alligator pipefish) is the source of this 3678-nucleotide messenger RNA. It is a transcript of the gene col28a2a, whose product is annotated as collagen, type XXVIII, alpha 2a. The transcript has 34 exons. NCBI's taxonomy places the organism in Eukaryota, Metazoa, Chordata, Actinopteri, Syngnathiformes, Syngnathidae. The record is from RefSeq and is a predicted model, not a curated record. Gene Ontology annotation, molecular function: serine-type endopeptidase inhibitor activity. The coding region runs from base 1 to 3678 and encodes 1225 amino acids.
AUGCUCCUCUCUUGUGAAUAUGUGCUGUUGGCUGCAGUACUGACUUGCGUUUGGACUCAAGAACUGCAGGAUAACAGAAGAGCCAAGUACCGUACAAAACCACUGGCUGCAAAUAUUUAUGAUGGGCAAGCCAUCCUGGAUGAGGACUGUAGCUUGGAGCUCUCCUUUUUACUGGACAGCUCUGAGAGUGCCAAAGACAAUCAUGAGCAAGAGAAACAGUUUGCUAUGAACUUGGUGGACAAACUCCAAGGCCUGAAACUACAGACAGGCCGCAGUUUGAGUUUAAGGGUCGCCCUGCUUCAGUACAGCAGUACAGUUAUCACUGAGCAAAGAUUUAACGACUGGAGGGGCAUAGAGAACUUCAAGAACCGCAUCGCUCCCAUUGUUUACAUCGGUCAUGGAACCUACACCACGUAUGCCAUCACCAACAUGACAAAGAUCUACCAAGAGGAAUCCAGCCCAGGCAGCAUUAAAGUAGCUGUGCUCCUAACUGAUGGCUCCUCCCACCCAAGAAACCCGGAUAUUUUCUCUGCUGUCGCCGAGGCCAAGAACCAGGAGGUCAAGUUCUUCACUCUGGGCAUUACCCGCACCGCCAAUGAGCCCAUCAAUGUUGCUCAGCUUCGCCUCCUUGCCAGCUCUCCUACAUCCCACUUCCUCCACAAUUUGCAAGACAAGGACAUAGUUGAAAAGAUAGCCACUAAGAUUAGUGACCUGGCUGAUGAAGGAUGCCCAUUGACUCAAAAGUGUGCCUGUGAGAAAGGCGAGAGGGGGCCCAGCGGGCCUGCGGGGAAGAAAGGUCGUCCGGGAGAAGAGGGAGCCCCUGGGCUGAAAGGGCAAAAGGGUGAAGCAGGAAUAAGUGGUCUACCCGGGCGGGACGGUGCUGAGGGGAAAUCCGGUUAUAAAGGAGAGCAAGGUGAAAGGGGAGAGUGCGGCACUCCAGGAAUCAAAGGAGACAGGGGUCCUGAGGGUUUGAUUGGUGUAAGAGGACUUAGAGGAUUGCAGGGGCUACCAGGUCCACAUGGAGACAUUGGACCAGAAGGCCCUCAGGGAAAGCAGGGGGAACGUGGACCACCCGGCCCUCCAGGUAUUCAGGGGGAAACUGGCAUUGGGAUACCUGGACCAAAAGGCGACAUGGGAUUCCAGGGCCGCCCAGGUCCUCCUGGUCCAACAGGCCUUGGGGCACAUGGGCCACCAGGACCUCAAGGGCCACAAGGUGUUCAAGGGGAAAAAGGGCCCACGGGUGAGGGCCUUCCUGGACCAAAGGGGGAUCGCGGGCUUCCAGGACCGAGAGGAUCGAGAGGACAACAGGGUGCAGGAAUUAAAGGAGAACGGGGAGAAUUGGGUCCCCCAGGUUCUCCAGGGCCAACUGGCCUGACAGGAGUGGGCAUACAAGGAGAAAAGGGAGUUGAGGGUCCAAGGGGUCCACCAGGAGUAAGAGGCCUUCCAGGAGAGGGUUUGCCUGGACCCAAGGGGGACCAAGGUUUACCUGGAGAACAGGGAUCUCCAGGAGAGAGAGGCAUUGGUGAAUCUGGUCCAAAGGGAGAACCUGGAUCUGCUGGUUUAGGUGGCUUACCUGGUCUUCCUGGAGAAGAUGGGGCACCAGGGCAGAAGGGGGAACCUGGGUUACCCGGUUCAAGAGGUUCUGAGGGGCCUCCAGGAAUUGGCACUCAAGGAGAGAAGGGGGACCAGGGUCUGAGGGGUAUCCGAGGGUUACAUGGACCUCCAGGGAUCUCAGGACCCUCCGGUCCAAAGGGUGAACGCGGGGUGCCAGGACACCAGGGAAUUCCAGGGCAACCAGGACGAUCCAUAACUGGUCCAAAGGGAGACCUAGGUCCCUCUGGUCCACCUGGACCAAUUGGGGAAACAGGCCUUGGACUUCCAGGUCCAAAGGGUGACAGAGGUUAUACUGGUCCGCAUGGUCCACCUGGGCCAAAAGGCGAAGGGACCCCAGGACCUUUGGGCCCCCCAGGAAUUCCAGGUUUACCAGGUGAACCAGGCCCAGAGGGAAUAGGAAUUCCCGGACCUAAGGGUGACAUUGGAUUUAGAGGAUUGCCAGGUUUACCCGGCCCACCUGGAGAGGGAAUACAAGGACCCCCAGGUAAUGUUGGGAGGGCUGGACCUCCUGGCCCAAAUGGACCACCAGGAGAGGGUAUUCAAGGACCAAAGGGGGAUCCUGGAGUCCAGGGUAUGACUGGACCAAGAGGGCCAAGAGGAGAUGGGUUCCCUGGAGCUAAGGGUGACCGUGGGUCUCAGGGUGAAAGGGGAAUGAAGGGUGCAAAGGGAGAUCUGGGAGAUACAGGACUGCCUGGCGAAGUAGGAAAACCAGGAACAAAAGGAGACGCAGGCCUCACACGAGAGGACAUUAUUAAACUCAUUAAAGAAAUAUGCGGAUGUGGCGUCAAGUGUAAAGAAAGACCAAUGGAACUCGUCUUCGUGAUCGACAGCUCAGAAAGUGUUGGCCCUGAAAAUUUUGAAAUCAUCAAAGAUUUUGUCACCAGGCUGGUGGACCGGACCACGGUGGGACGCAAUGCAACGAGAAUCGGCCUUGUCCUCUACAGUCUGGACGUCCAUUUGGAGUUCAACUUGGUCCGCUACACAAACAAACAGGAUGUGAAGCAGGCGAUCCGAAAGAUGCCUUACAUGGGUGAGGGCACCUACACUGGCACCGCCAUCAGAAAAGCCACCCAGGAGGCUUUCUACAGCGCCAGGCCUGGGGUCAGGAAGGUUGCCAUCGUCAUCACCGAUGGUCAGACUGACAAGCGAGAGCCCGUUAAACUUGAUAUUGCCGUGAGAGAGGCUCACGCGGCAAAUAUUGAGAUGUACGCUCUGGGGAUCGUCAACUCCUCGGAUCCGACGCAGACGGAGUUUCUGAGAGAACUCAACCUCAUUGCCUCUGACCCUGAUAGUGAACACAUGUACCUUAUUGAUGACUUCAACACUUUGCCAGCCCUGGAGUCUAAAGUGAUCAGCCAGUUCUGCGAGGAUGAAAAUGGUGCUGUCAUCUUUAAUCGUAUUACAAACGGGCACUGGAAUGGCAACAAUGGACUCGGUGUUAAUGGAAAUAAUGAAUAUGGACAGCAUGGCAAUGGAUACAACAAUGGCUAUGGAAAAAACAAAAAUGAAGUAAAUGGGAAUGGUCAUCAAGAGGAGGUCACAAAUAUGAGACGUACCAACGGCCGACCCCGUGGGGACACGUUCGCACUGCCCAUCAGUGCUGAUCCACUCCCGAUUCAGAAUGAAGAAGACGAAGACGGUGAAGAUUUAGACUUGAGGGCCCAUGUCAGGGCCAGCGGCAGCGUGGUUGUUGUGAACAAAACCGCCUCUUUGUCACAUGUGAAGGAAAGCGCUGUGUCCAAAGAGGCAGACUUAUCAUCUUCAUCAUCAUCCUCUGCUGUAGGAUCUUCAUCUAAACUAGGUUCCAGUUCUUCCUUAAAUUCUAAUCAGCUGCAGGCAAUCGUGAGCCCAAUACUUCCUGAAGAAGUUCCACUUCGUGAUCCCCGCUGUAACCUCAGUUUGGACCAAGGCACCUGCAGAGCGUACAACAUCCGCUGGUACUAUGAUAAGCAGGCUAAUUCCUGCGCACAGUUUUGGUAUGGAGGCUGCGCUGGAAAUGACAAUCGAUUUGAAACCGAAGCUGAAUGCAGGAAGACUUGUGUUGUAUUGAAGACAGGUAUUUGA